AUGGCGUCUGCACUGAUGGCUCGGGUUUGGAUCGUGUUCAUUGUAGCCCAGCACAACAACGCAGAGAGCAACCGGUUCGCACGUGGACAUUCGACCGACCAGGAGGAGUUUCACGGCGGCAGCGAGAGGCUGUUUAGAGCCAUUCAGUGGCGUAGAUAUAGUUAUACCAGUGGGAACCACAGCGCCGGCAACGACCACCACGGCUGCGGCAACGGCUGCGGCGACGACCACCACAGGUGCAGCGACGACCACCGCGGCUGCAGCGACGACCACCGCGGCUGCAGCGACGACCACCACAGCGACGACCACCACGGCUGCAGCAACGACCACCACAGGUGCAGCAACGACCACCACGACUGCAGCAACGACCACCACGGCUGCAGCAACGACCACCACAGGUGCAGCAACGACCACCGCGGCUGCAGCGACGACCACCACAGCGACGACCACCACGACUGCAGCAACGACCACCACAGGUGCAGCAACGACCACCACGACUGCGGCGACGACCACCGCGGCUGCGGCGACGACCACCGCGGCUGCGGCGACGACCACCGCGACUGCAGCAACGACCAACACAGGUGCAGCAACGACCACCACGACUGCAGCGACGACCACCGCGGCUGCAGCGACGACCACCACGACUGCAGCAACGACCACCACAGGUGCAGCAACGACCACCACGACUGCGGCGACGACCACCGCGGCUGCGGCGACGACCACCGCGGCUGCAGAGACAUGUUGGUGGAAUUUGGGGAGUACAGUCUUCAGGCUGGAGUGGUUGAAGUCACCCGAAACAAUAAAGGCUGCCUCCGGGUGUGA
Molecule: messenger RNA, 822 nt
Organism: Pleuronectes platessa (European plaice)
Lineage: Eukaryota; Metazoa; Chordata; Actinopteri; Pleuronectiformes; Pleuronectidae
Product: small histidine-alanine-rich protein-like
Exons: 5
Coding region: 1-822 (273 amino acids)
Source: RefSeq, a predicted model, not a curated record